ACAUAUUUCUUCUUUGUAUUCAGUCGUUGUCGGAUUCUUGAAUUGUGUAGUUGUUUUUAUUUUACUUGUGUGUUGUUAUUAAUUUAAAAAUUAAAAAUUGGAUAUGAAAUGGAGAAACUAGCACAGGAAAAAAUGGAAUCUUUAAUGAAAUAUGUCCCUUUUAUUGAUUUUGUUUUAGAAAUCGAUAAAGAAAAAUAUAUUAAAUUUAAAAAUAUAAGAAAAUGGAUUAUAUUAAGAAAGAAAAAGUACCCUUUAAGUGAUUUAAAUAAAAUUGAACAGUCUAUUACAACACAAUACAAGAAUUUACUACUUGAAAAUAAUGUGAAAAUACCUGAACAUAUAGCAAAUAUUUUUGCUCCAAUGAAUUUUAAGCAAUUUGUAAAUUUAUGUUCCGACGAGGAAGAAGAUGCUGUAGAAGAAGAUGAUACUAAAAAGAAACAUAAUUCUUCCACAACAAGGAAAUCAAAUUCAUCAAAAGAAGACAAAAAUAAAAGAAAUAAAAAGUACUCCAAAGCAACAAAGGAAGUUGAUGAUAGUGAUGAUGAUUUAGAAAUCAUUAGUAUUGAUUAUAUAAAACCAGAUAAUAAAGAACCAAAGAAGAAAAAUUCCAACUCAAGUAAAGAGGUCAUUAAAGAUGCUGAAAUUGAUGAUUUAUCUAAAGAUAUUUUAAGUAAAAUUGAUAAAUUAACAGAAGAUGAUAUUAAACAGAAGAAGAACUCUAUUUACGAACCCAUAAAUUAUACAUAUCAAGAAAAGGAUUUUGUUGAUAUAACCGAGGACAAUAGUGAACCUAUUGAAGAGGAAAAUACAAUUUUUCAGAGACGCUCGACAAAUUCUGAUGGAUUAUUUAAAAGACGUACAGAUUUUAAAGAUGAAAUAAAAGAUGAAAAAGAGCCAUCGCUAGAAGGUAAUCAGGAACCAGAUGUAAAUAUGUUUAAUUUAAAUGAUGUGGAUGAUGAAGUCGAAGUGCAAAAUUUUGAGAGUGAUAAUAAAACAAAACAUUUCACCAAAAAACCGAUAGAUAUUAUAUCUUUAGACUCAUGUAGUGAUGAUGAGGAUAGUAAUCAACCUUCUACCUCUAAAGCCGCUUCUUUAAAGUAUAAAGUCUCUGCUACUGCCAAGGAAAACGAAAAUAUAACGGAAGAAAAUUCCAAUAGUAAUUGUAGUAACACUAAGGUAGAAUUACUGUGUAAUACCAUCGACUCAGCAUUUUUGAAUGUUAGUGAUUUAAUGGAAGAAUUAAAUGAACCCAAAGAUUUAGAAAAACCAUCACCAAGUCAAAUUUCAAACCAGCCGCCAGACAAACAAAUAUCAGAUAAUAGCAGUGAUAAAGAGAACGUUGUAAAAUCAUCAAAUACCAAUAAAUCCAGCAGUCUAAGUCAAGAACAGAUAUGCCAACUAUUCGCAGAUAUUUCGAAUAAAAAAGAUUUUGAUAUAGAUACAUUUUAUGCUGCUUUAUCAUGUGUCAAGCAAAUGAAUUCACCCUCAAUAAGAACAAACAGCACAGAAAAUAAUUCUCCUUCUUUAGAUGUAAACGAGACUCCACCACCAGCUCCUCCACCUAUUAAUAAUAUCGGUAUCCCGCCAGUACAACCAUUACAGCAGCAGCCACCACCACAGCAACAACAAGCUCCAUUUGCUUGCAAUCUAAACCAACCAACAACUAAUAUUUGUUAUCCACCCCAACAGCCUCAACAUUGUAAUCCUUCAUUAACAUCUUAUUAUCCCCAAAAUGCAAAUUUUGUAUCAACACCAGGGGUGGCGCCAGCACCUCAACCACCCAGACCAAAAGUGAACAUUAACGAUCCACGCAUUAUAAAGCAACUACAGGUUAUACAAAAUUCACCGUUGUUUACCUAUAACUUCUUGAAUUCUGAAAUUGCUGAAAAUAUAAUGCAAAUUUGUCAAUCACAAAAAUUUCAACAACCUCAACAGCAAACAAACUUUUCACACAACAACUCCACAUAUACACAUAACAAUAGCAACACAAAUACUACGUCCUUACGAACAAAUAAUUUGCGUAGGUCCUGCGAUACUGCGCCAACAACAUCUAGUAGGUUAACUUAUGGCGAAUAUAAACGUAGACAACAGGAACAAAAAUUGGAGCUGGAAAGACAAAGGGAACAAGAACGCAAGGCAAAAGCAGAACAAUUGGAACUGGAGAAAAAGAAAAAGGAAGAAGAAAUACGCUCUAAAUUAUUGUCUACGUUAACACCUUGUACAGAACAAUUAACAACAAUGUGGAGUCAACAAAAGAACUCAAACAAUAACUCCGUCACAGUAAAUAAUACUAACAAUAUGGAAAAGGAAAAACCAAAAAACGAUGUGGAAAAAAACAACACUUCACCUCCAGUUACUGUUGAAAAUAAUGACGAAAAUAAGGAAAAGAAAAGUAAACAAAAAUCCAAAGAAAAGAAAAAAACCAAGUCUAAAGAUAAGAAAGAUAAAGAAACAACAAUCCAGGGUAAAGGGAUCAUAGACCAAAAACUCAGUCGAGUUUAUAAUGAAUUAAGAUGUACCGUUAAAGGAUUUGAUCAACUGCACGAUUAUAUUCCUAACAUUGAGGAAACUACAAAAUCGAAUGAUAACACAGAUACUUCUUCAAAUGCAGAAGUAACCUUUACGCCUAGACCUAUUGGCCUAAGACGAAGAUCUAGCAUUCAUGCUCUCUCUGCCAUAACGGAACAAUUAGGACAACAAUCCUCAGAUUGUUCAGAUUCUGAUGUAAACCAAAAAAGGGUCAGAAGAUCCUCAAGUAAUUAUGAACCAAAACGCCCUUCAAUAGACACUCAUAAUAUUACAUCCUCAGAAGAUUCGAUGCAAUCUUUACCAAAACGUAGAAAAACCAUAGAUGAAAUUUUAAAGCCAAACAAAAGAUCAAAGGCCAUGCGAAUAGUAGAUGAUGACUCGGCAAUCUCAUCGGAGGAUGAUAGCGUCUCUAAGAAUUCUAAAGAAAAUUUUAACAUAAAUCAACCGGUUAUUAAACUACGACGUAUAUCAAAAGAUUUUAUAAGAAAACAUACUAACAGACGUAAAGAAGAUACAGAACCGCAUUCAAGGCUAAAGAAAAACUGUGAAAAAGUCUUAAAUCCAGUUGAACCCGCCCAAAAAGUGAACAAACUAAAAAGAUACAACAAUGAUUGCCAAAUGACAGAACGUAAUACUUCCUUCUGUGUACUUUGCAGAUCUAAACCCUCGGAUUUGACAAAUCAUUAUAUAGGCAGACAUAAAACCGAAUCUUAUGUAGCUCGUUUAGAUUGGGCAGAACUAGAUGAUCUAUCUAUUAACACACCCUUUGCCAAACUAUUACCAAGAGGAAAAAAUUCUCGUUAUGAUCGUUAUGAAGUGGAAUGUCCCUUUUGUCAAGAUAAAAUUGCAGAUCAAUUCAUUAAUCUCUAUCAACAUUAUUCUGUUCAUACAGGAGAGUAUGCUUUCAAAUGUUCCCACUGUAACCUAACGAAACCCUACAGGCCCGAUAUACAAUCCCAUAUUCUUCACUCGAAAACGUGUCGCAAUGCCACUAUACAAAUCAUGUAUCUUUAUCCGCCCAAUGCCCAAUGUAUUUAUCUGCACUAUUGUACCAUCUGUAAUUUCGUGCAAUUGAACGAAGCCAAUGUUUUGAAACACUUGAGAGAGCAUCAUGAAAGUGCCAAAGCCAUUCCAAGUAAUGUACAAAAAUAUAUAUUAGCAGCCAUGAGUGAUGGACCCGAUAUAAAUGAAGUAAAUAAACCACCGACACCUGCCCCAACACCACCACCAGCUAUACAAAAAGAGACAACAGAUGAAGAAGAAAAGAUUAAUGGCGUUAAAAAGGCAUGUACACCGCUUGUAAACGACAAAACUGUACAGCUUCCUGGAGAAGUACAACAGGUUACAACGUCGAUGCCGUCCAAUGAUUCAAAUUUAAAAGUUGAUGAUAAUUCUCCGUCUAAUGAUUUAAAUUUCAAAGUUGAUGAUGAUGAUAUUCCCGUUGGUAAUGAACCUUGUUGCGAGGAAGAAUUUUUAGAGGAGGGCAAAUAUUCGUUAGAAGAACAAUUGAAACAAUUACAUGAAGGACCCACGCAACAAAAUGUCACCACUCAAAUACCCAUGACAGUUAUACAUUGUAUUGGCGAACAGAUAAAGCAAUCUCCAAGUGAUCUCUCAACAGUUUCCAAUACACUACCACAACCACCGUCAGAUAGACAUCUACCCAUGAUUAUAAAAACUGAAUCGAACAUAGAUGUCGAAGAAAAUCUUUUGCUUACACCUCCUAGACCCUCAUGUAAUAAAGAAAAAGAUGUCUGCAAUACAAAUAUCCCUGAAGUUUCAAAAACACCAGUAUUCAUCACCUAUGAAAAGUAUCGUAGCUUUCCGCAAAAUGUCAACUACUUAGGUCUAUACAAAUGCAUGAUAGGCGAUUGUUAUUAUUCUACAGACUGCCCAGAUGAAUUUUUCAAACAUUUAACUGAUCAUUCCACGGAUCAUGAAUCAAAUUCCAUUGAAUCAUAUCUACAGUGUCCGUAUUGUGUUUUACCCAUAGAAAUUGUUAUGAAUUCGAUGCUAUUGGUAGAACAUGUACGCAAUCAGCAUGGGAACCUAAUUUAUCAAUGUUCUUUGUGUUGUUAUCGCAGCUGUGAUGCCUCCAAUGUUUACAUACAUCAGCAAUUGCAUCAUAAUACUCAGCUAGACUUAUGCAAAAUUUAUAAAAGCACCACCGCAAGUGAAGAUCCACAGGUUAACAUUGGAUUGGAUGGAAACUUAAAUGAACAAAUAAUGAAAAAUGUUUUUAAAAUUGUUUGUAGUGUUUGUAAAAAAGAUUUCUAUCAUACACAACCUUUAAUAGAGCAUCUUAAUAGUGAGCACAAGGCAAAAAUGGACAAUAGCUUAAAAAUCUACUCCUGCAUAUAUUGUUCUUUAAUGGUUGAAAAUAAACAUAAAAUACGUAUACAUGUAUCCACUAAACAUCCAGAAAAGCAUCCUUACAUUUACGAUCACAAUACACAAUGCAACAGUAUAAAUGAGGAUUUGAUACGCGGCAUAGAUGUUCUUUCUCUAUCUGAAGCAGUGGCCUAUGAGGAAAUUCAAACAGCUAAAGCAAACGAAGACAAUUUACAAGAUAUUAAGCCAGAUUUUAAGCAGCUGCAGCAAAUGAAUGAAGAAACGGUUAAAGUGCGCUUAAGAAAAUUAACUGCUUCUACGGGAGUACAGCCUGAUAAACUCUAUCGUUGUCCACACUCUUCGUGUGGUGGUUUCUUUACCAUUUUUGAUUUGUGGUUGAGGCACAUGAAAGUGCGUCAUCAAUGUUUGGAAUGUCAAUGUCCUCACUGUCCCACACCGAAAUUGCUUACAGUAGAGCAAUUUGCUUUGCAUUUUGAAGAACAUCGACGCCAUACUUUUAUCUGUUACUAUUGCCCAACUACGUGGAGUAACAAAACAUUGGCUUUGGAACAUGCCGCCAAAGAGCAUAGUAAUUUAGGCCACAUGCGCUUCGAGCAAAUACGUUUCAAUCUUACAUACUCCUAUGCCAUUAUGAUACAAAAUGAUUUAUUAACAGAACAUGAACAUUUCAUUGCUGAAUUCCUGCUCAUAUUGGAUAAUCGUUUAAAAGUUUUAGAAUUAAAUGAAAAGGGAAAAUUAAAACAUCAAUGGCCGGUAGCAGAAAAUACCCUGUGGGUUAAUGAUUAUCUGCAUAAGCUCCACAAUCGCAAAGUGGUGCGUACCUGUUUAAUGAAAGGCUGUUCAUUUCGUACUUUCAGUGAAGACAAUCUUUUUGCACACUUACGUACCUCACAUGUCAUCGCUGGCACCUCGUUUAAUUGUUCCAAAUGUAAUUUCAGUCUAUCGGUCUGCACCAAUUUCGAUGAAGUCAUUAAUCAUAUAAAAUUACACAAUGAAUUUAUUUGCAUUUGUGCUGCUUGCUCCUUAAGUACGCUAAGUCGCCAAAAAAUGUCUAACCACAUACGGGGCCAGCAUUCGGCGCGUGAUGUUCCAGCAAUUCAGCUAUUUAAGACCAAUCAACAAUUAUUUAUUAAAUUAUUUAUAGUAUUCGCAGACAAUCAUCUAACCUUCUCAACCAUGAAAAAUUGUUUCUGUUGUGGGGAAAAGAAUAUGGAAGGUGAUGUCUUUAGUUUACAUUUGAAACGAUAUCAUAAAUUUUCACUCAAUUACUAUUGCGAAAAAUGUCCAGAUUUUCAAUUUAAAUCAUUAAAAGAUGUAAAAUCACAUUUUCAACAGCUGCACUCCUCAGAUGCUUUUAAGAUACGCACUGAAUUGUCGUCCGCAAAUGACAUACGCGUAAACGAGUUAAAUGAUUUUCAAGUGGAAAUUUCCACGGAAGUUCAAACGUCCUUUGCGUUACAUAUUAAAGAUGAACCCAUAGAUGUAAAUAAUAUUGAAGCCGAGGAUGAUGAUGUAAUAUUGCUUGAAGAUAAUGAUGUAGUUAUACAGGAUUCUUUAAGAGAUGAACAAGUACAACAGCCUAAGUUAAUACCACAACUAAAAUGUGCCUCAUUUAGUAAAUUAAUAGAACCCUCAAUAGCCUGCCCACCGAAUAUGGACGCUGCAAUAAAUCAACCACCAACAUUUCAACAACACCCCACAACAUUUAACUCAAUUUUAGCAGAAUCCCCCAUAUCAAUGCAAACCGAUUUUGUAACCGCAAAUCAAGGUUUUUAUCAAAACUUAACCUCUAACACAGUUCCUAAUACUCGGUUUAUGGUUAAUUCGUAUGAAAACCAUAAUAUUAAUAUGUCCAUGAAUCAGUGCAACAAUUUAAAUCUAAAUGUUGCUCCAAAUAACAAUACAAACACUUUCCUACCCCACAAUAACGCGAUGAGAAAUCAAGUUGAAGCUUUCCCGACUGUUAAUAACGUUUAUACACAUCAAACAACAAAUAAUUCUUAUAUGGGCCAGACAAGGUUUGUGCAAAUACCAGCAAAUACGGUAAUGAACCCAAACUAUGGUUCCACAUCCAAUACUCGAGAUAAUCAAAAUAAUGUUUAUCAAAACACAUCUUCUGUUAACGAUAUGUAUAGUUUCUAAUUACUUUUAUUCAAAACUUUCGUGAUAGGUUAUUUAUUGUUUUUUAUUUUAAUUAAGUUUUGUUUCAAAUAUUUUGAAACAGUUUUGUAUAUUAUUUUAUAUCAAAUUUUAAAGUUAAUUUUUUUAUUACAAAUAUAUGAAUACUUUGAAAUAAAUUUUUAUUAAAAU
This is a messenger RNA of Lucilia cuprina (Australian sheep blowfly), 7191 nucleotides long. RefSeq lists its product as uncharacterized. Gene Ontology annotation, cellular component: nucleus. The record is from RefSeq and is a predicted model, not a curated record. NCBI's taxonomy places the organism in Eukaryota, Metazoa, Arthropoda, Insecta, Diptera, Calliphoridae. Bases 109 to 7023 code for a protein of 2304 amino acids. The transcript has 7 exons.